AUGGCUGCCAACGGAGGCGGGUACCGGGCGGAGGACGACUACGACUACCUCUUCAAGGUGGUGCUCAUCGGCGACUCCGGCGUCGGCAAGUCCAACCUCCUCUCCCGCUUCACCAAGAACGAGUUCAGCCUCGAGUCCAAGUCCACCAUCGGCGUCGAGUUCGCCACCCGCAGUCUCCAGGUCGACGGCAAGGUCAUCAAGGCCCAGAUUUGGGACACCGCCGGCCAGGAGAGGUACCGUGCUAUCACAAGCGCCUAUUACCGAGGAGCUGUAGGGGCAUUACUUGUGUAUGAUGUCACCCGCCGUGCUACAUUUGACAACGCGGGCCGUUGGCUAAGGGAGCUCAGAGACCACACUGACCAAAGCAUCGUUGUGAUGCUGAUUGGCAACAAGUCUGAUCUCCGACACUUGGUGGCCGUCUCAACUGAGGACGCGAAGGAGUUUGCCGAGGCCGAGUCCAUGUACUUCAUGGAAACAUCUGCCCUCGACGCCACCAACGUGGACAACGCGUUCUCAGAGGUGCUGACCCAGAUAUACCAGAUCGUGAGCAAGAAGACGGUGGAGGCACCAGAGGAAGGCGCGGCUGGCCCAGGCAAAGGGGAGAAGAUAAACGUGAAGGAUGACGUGUCUGCGAUGAAGAGAGUUGGGUGCUGCUCAAAUUGA
Messenger RNA from Miscanthus lutarioriparius, 663 nucleotides. The record is from the annotation of a GenBank genome assembly. NCBI's taxonomy places the organism in Eukaryota, Viridiplantae, Streptophyta, Magnoliopsida, Poales, Poaceae.